Molecule: messenger RNA, 3379 nt
Organism: Oncorhynchus tshawytscha (Chinook salmon)
Lineage: Eukaryota; Metazoa; Chordata; Actinopteri; Salmoniformes; Salmonidae
Product: pygopus homolog 2
Source: RefSeq, a predicted model, not a curated record
UAGUGGUUAAGUAGAAUUUACAUGAGGUAGACAGUCAAUGUGUUGGUAAUAACUUGGUAGUACGCUUCUCAAAUUACUUUUGUGAAAGUACCCCACAACAAUGAAUGCUGCGUCUGGGAAUGCGGUCUCCAGUUUCUUCAGUGUCCAAUGAGAUCUUUGAUAGCCCUUUUGGUGUCUGCUUGGGGUGGGAUGUACACAGCCGUGACGAUAAUCCCUGAGAACUCUCUCUUGGAAGGUAAAAAGGGCGGAUUUGAUUACCAAGUAUUCCAAAUCGGGGGAGCAGAAGCUUGCAAGUUCCUGUACGUUUCCCCUGUCGCACCAUAUGUUGGUCAUAAAGCAGAGCCCACCACCCUUCCUCUUGUCAGAGAUCCCGACUCCUCUCACUCAAACUGUAAAACCCACUGGUUGGAUGUAUAUCUAUUUGGAUGUCGGAGAAAAGUCUCCGAAAAACAUUAUGUUGCAGGAUCUGAUGUACCUUCUGGAAGGAGAUCCUCGCUCAAGUUUGUUCAUUAGUGAUUGAACAUUGGUGAGUAGCAUGCUUGAUAAUGGAGGACGGAUUGCCUGGCAUCUUCAUCUCACUAAGACCCUGCCACGUCUGCCUCCCCGUCAGCGUCUUCGCUUCCUGCUCAUCGGUAGGACUCCCAAGCAGCUCGGCGCCUCGUCGAGUGGACAGAUGAAGAGUCCAGAAAAGAGGAAGAGAAAAUCCAACGCUCAGGGGGCCGGUGCCGCGUUCUCCCACCUCUCUGAGUUUGCGCCCCCUCCUACCCCCAUGGUGGACCACCUGGUUGCCUCCAAUCCUUUUGAUGAUGACUUUGGCCCCCCAUCGUUGCCGUCCCGACCUGGUGGGGCUGGAGUUCCAGGAGGGGGUCCAUUCCUCCCGAGCCCCGGGGCAGGUGGAGGAGGGGGGCCUUAUGGAGGCAGGAUAGGCCCCGGGGGCAUGGGCUUCAUGGGGGGCCCUGGGGGAGGCCCUGGAGGACCAGGACGGAGACCGCCCUUUGGCCCAGGACCACCCAACGCAGGACCGCACCACCAGCUGGGCUUUGGGGGGAUGCCUGGCUUUGGGGGUGGAGGUGGCGGAGGAGGUUUCCCAGGACCCGGGGGUCCUUCGCAAUUUAACAUGCCCCCCAAUUUCAGUCCGCCCAUGCACCCGGGACCGGGGUUCAACCCUAUGCUGUCCCCUGGUGGUAUCGGGGGUCCUGGAGGAGGGCCACCGCACCCUCGGUUUGGGAUGCCCCCGCAGCAACAGCACGGACAGGGUGGGCACCCCUUCAACAGCCCCCCUUUGCCCGGGGGCGGAGGACCCAGGGGACCCCCCCAUGGCCCCAUGAACCCCAUGGGGGGCAUGCCUGGUGGGAUGAACAUGAUGGGGGGCAUGGGCGUUGGCCCAGGAGGAAGCAUGGGAGGGAUUCCAGGUUUACCCCCUCAAGGACAGUUCCCUCCCUCACAGGAUGGCCCAUACCCAGGCCUCAGCCCCCCGGGCCCAGGGAACGAUGAGGGGAAGAACUUUGGUGGAGGUGGGCCCCAGUCUGGGCCUCCGCAGCAGCUGCCUAACUUGAACACAUCUGGUCCACCGGGUCCCAACAACACUCCCCCCGGGCCCCCCAACUCUGGCCCUUCCCAGCCUGGAGGAGGCUUCCCUGACCAGCAGCCCAACACGCCCGGCCAGCCCCCCUCAGCACCGCCCCAGUCCAACCCCAACUCCUCCCCCACCGGCCCACUCAACGGCUCCCAGCCCCUGCAGCCGCCACCCAAUCAGCUGCAGGGGCCCAACUCUGCCAACGCCCCCUCUUCCAAUAACCCAUCCCAACAGCAGUCAACUCCGCCGAAUUCUUCCCUUGGAUCCACCCUUUACAACCAGCAGAACAACACCCCUGGUGGAGGCUCCAUGCCAAACGCUCCCCCCAACUCUGCCCAGAACAACAUGACUAACAACAGCAGUGGGGGUAACACCCCCGGCAGCAACCCCAACCCUUCCAACUCUACCCCCAACACUCAGUCUCCGCUGCCCCCCGGCCCCGCUAACCCCUCCACCGGCCCAGGCUCCGGUCCAGGGAAGCUGGGCGGCCCGGGCAUGGUGUUCCCCUGCGGCUUCUGCCUGUCAGAGGUGCACGACGACCAGGAUGCCAUCUUGUGUGAGGCGUCGUGCCAGCGCUGGUUCCACCGUGACUGCACGGGCCUGACGGAGCCAGCCUACGGUCUGCUGACCCGAGAGAGCUCUGCUGUCUGGGCCUGCGACUUCUGCCUCAAGACCAAGGAGAUCCAAGCUGUGUAUGUCCGCCAGGGCUUGGGCCAGCUGGUGGCUGCCAACGAGGGCUGAGGAAUGGAAGGUGGAGGAGAAUAGACUGGGAGGGAGGAAGGGGUGCAGGGGAAGAGGCAUUGACUGCUCUGAUCUCUCUCGGAAUGGCUUUGGGCUGGGUUUCCCAAAAGAAUCGUAGCGCUAAGAUCAUCUUAAUUCCAUUGAAACUCAAUGGACGAAAGAUGAUGUCAGUGCUACAAUGCUUUUGGGAAACCCAGCCCUUGUCUACCCACCAGCUACUCACCCAACCUUAUCUGACAAGCUUUUUACAAUGCUUUAUUAAAUACAUAAACACACACUUACAUGAAGCACUUUUAGUGACUCUUUUGGACUGAACAACUGAUUUUCCCCUACAUGACAAAUGUCCACUCCACAUGAACCCCCCCAGACAUCCGGCCUGCCGACCAGCAAAGCACUGACACCAACACACUACCUCAUACUUUGUGACUGACCGGCAAGGGCCCCUCGCACUGACACACUGACUGACUGACCCCUGGUGAGAGCGUGGUCACCACACAUACCCCUGGUUCUGACCCAGAGCAGAUGAAUCCAAAGGUGAUCCAAACCGCCCCUCAAUGUACUUGACUGCCCUCCCUCCGACACCUCCAGAGAGCAAAUGAAUGGCGCCACAGAAAAGUGUAGAUAUACAGCCUGAACAUUUGCCCAAAACACGUGUCUGUCGAUUUUGGAAUGCAGGAGAAUCAACCAAUGAACGAAAAUAAUUAACUAUAUUAUGUCUAGGUUCUGUCAAUGGACUUUUUGUUUUUAUACAUUGAAUCAACCAUUUUUUUUAUAUAUUUUUUUUUCACUGGACAUGGAAGUUGUGAUAUCAGUGCUGUUUGGAUGGUGUUGGCAUAGCUACAAGUAGUGACGACAUGGUCAUAUCCGAUGUGUGUACUAGUCUUUGGGGUUGCAUGUGAACCAAUGCAGUAACUUUGUCCGAUCUGUUUUUAUUUGCAAUUUGGUCUCUGCUAGAGGCCUCAAAGUAGACCAAAUAACGGCGUGAAAAAUAUCAGUUUUCAUAUUACUGUCAUGGCAGGUGUUUCUAAUUUUUCUUAAAAAUAAAAAAUCUGUUCAAUUUGC